CUCAAGUUUCCUCUUAUUCUCCUUCGCAUCACGAAGGAACCUCCGAUUCUGUCCCCUUAUAUAUAUAUAUCUCCUAAGACGAGAGAAGUAGAGCCCUUUUCACAGCUCAAGCAGACUUCUUGCCAUCCGCAAUCCAUACCGAAACAGAGAAAUAAGAGCAGAGGAGGUGAGGACAGAUAGAGUGGAGGCAUUGGAAGUAUGGGUGCCAAUGCCAUCAAGUGUCUCAUCUUCCUUCUGGGACUUCUCUUCUGUUCUGGAGAACUUGUUAAAGACUCUGAGGACGAUCUAUCAUUUCAUCCAUCUCUCAUGCAGACGGAUGUAUCCUCGAUGCCUGAAAUGGAUGUUGUCACUCCAGUAACAACAGUUCCGGUGAUUAACCCUUCCACCACCCCAACCACCACUACUCCGGUCUAUGAUCCAUUCACCGCGCCACCUACUCCGAUCAUGACGCCUACCACCAAUCCAUACUCCACUCCGUCGAUGGUGACCCCGUCCACGCCGUCAUCAGGCCAAAGCUGGUGCGUGGCCAGCCAAACUGCGUCGCAGACUGCGUUGCAGGUAGCUUUGGACUAUGCCUGUGGAUAUGGAGGUGCAGACUGUUCGGCGAUUCAGCAAGGUGGAAGCUGCUUCGAUCCCGAUACUGUUCGUGACCAUGCAUCGUAUGCAUUCAAUGACUACUACCAGAAGAAUCCAAUUCCUACCAGCUGCGAUUUUGGAGGAACGGCUGUUAUCGUCAAUGCGGAUCCAAGUACUUCGACAUGCCAUUAUUCCUCGACGAGCACAACCUCACCUUCUUCCUUCAACACGACUAAUCCCACUGGAUCAGCUGGAUCAAAUGUUUACGGAGAUGUUCCGACGUCUACUACAAGCGCUUCUGCCUUGAUGUUAGAUGGCAUGACACUUGUGAUCACCCUAACAUCUCUGCUGAUGUCUGUGAUCUUCUAUAGUCUCUGCAAAUAGACAUUAAAGGUGUUCUACGUGCAACGAGCCAAAGACGAUAUGGUUGGUGGCUAUCUUUCGCUACAGAAACUAUGGAUUCCCCACAGAAAGGAGGCAGCACAAGAAGUCCAAAUCCUAAAGCAAAAUAACCUUUCUUGAGAACUCAUUCUACAGAGUAAGCGAAUCUGGCGAGGAAGAAGUUGGUAGCAGAGCCAUCAGCCUGCAGGUUAUGCUGCUUCAAAGCCUCCAUUAGCAGGAAAUGUUGUCGAACAAUUUGCUUCAUUCGAUAGUAAUAAUUGUUACUUUGUUUUA
This is a messenger RNA of Musa acuminata subsp. malaccensis (wild Malaysian banana), 1251 nucleotides long. The record is from RefSeq and is a predicted model, not a curated record. NCBI's taxonomy places the organism in Eukaryota, Viridiplantae, Streptophyta, Magnoliopsida, Zingiberales, Musaceae.